Triticum aestivum (bread wheat) is the source of this 783-nucleotide messenger RNA. Its product is annotated as amyloid beta A4 precursor protein-binding family B member 1-interacting protein-like. The coding region runs from base 106 to 609 and encodes 167 amino acids. The transcript is spliced from 2 exons. Lineage: Eukaryota; Viridiplantae; Streptophyta; Magnoliopsida; Poales; Poaceae. The record is from RefSeq and is a predicted model, not a curated record.
CCUCCCCUAACCUCCCGCAGCCGCCACCUCCCACCUUCUCCUCGGAUCUGGCGCCGCCGCCCCUGCCCCACACUUGGCGCCACCGCCGCCGCAUCGCCCCGGCCAAUGAGGCGCCGCCACGUCGCCCUAGCGCCCACGCCAGCCAACCCCCAUGCGCCACCUGCCCUUCGCAGCCCCCUCUCCACCACGCGGCCCGCCGGGUUCCGGAUCUGGCCCGCCUGGCCCGUGACCGCGCCGCCGCAGCCCGCGAGGGCCCGAGCGCCCCCGCGCCUCCCGCUCCCGAUCUGGAUCAAGGGAGGACCCCUCGACCCCGAGUCCUCGUCGCCACCGCCCGGCUUCCUCGUCGCCGGCGCGCCUGCCUCACCUCCCCGACCACCAGAGGACCGCCGUCGUCGUGCAAGGAACCCCGCCGCCGCCGCCAGGAACCUCGUCGUCGCCCGGCCUCGCCACCAUCGGGAACGGAUCCGGCCGGACCCGAUCCGCUCGGAUCUGGUCGGGGCCCCUCCCGCCUCGCCUUGCAUCACCGGCUCCUCUCGCCGGAGAGCCAGCCACCGCCGCCGCCAUGUCUCUGCUCAGGACGAGCAGAGCGCAGCCGCCUGCCCGCGUUGACCGAUGCUUCCCUCCACGUGGGCCUUCCUCCGCAGCGCCUCAGGCCCAGCGCCACAGUCCCAGCCGCAGCCAGCGCCCCAGGCCCAGCCGCAGUCAGCGCCCCAGGCCAGCCGAAGCCAGCCGGCCUGCCAGGCCUCUCCAACGACCGGCCCAUGAGGCCCAUGGUGAGCAGCA